Messenger RNA from Drosophila bipectinata, 862 nucleotides. RefSeq names its product Prenyl-binding protein (gene PrBP). NCBI's taxonomy places the organism in Eukaryota, Metazoa, Arthropoda, Insecta, Diptera, Drosophilidae. Gene Ontology annotation, biological process: sensory perception of light stimulus. The record is from RefSeq and is a predicted model, not a curated record. Gene Ontology annotation, cellular component: cytoplasm.
GCAAAAGUGCAAUCGAAUCGUUAGAAAAACAGCUGAUGGCGCACAGUAGAAUUAAAAAUAAACAUAAUUGAUUUUUUGCCCAAAAAUAUACAUUGAAGCGUGGGCGCUUUUACCUGGUUGUGCUGCUGAUUGACUGACAUCUAGAUUCUACAGACAACUAUGGGCUCCGAUGACCAGAGUGCCGGCGACCGGAUCCACAAGGGAUUCCAGAUAAAUUAUAUGAUCUUGCGAGACGCCGACAGCGGAAAGGUCAUAUGGCAGGAAAACAAGGAUUUCUCGGCUCCAGACGUGGAGCAUGAGGCACGUGUGCCAGUGAAGAUCCUGGACAUGCGGGCGGUGUCGCGUGAAAUAAAUUUUAGUACCAUUGAGUCGAUGGAGAACUUCCGACUUGACCAGAAGGUGCUCUUUAAGGGCCGCAUCAUGGAGGAGUGGUUCUUCGAGAUGGGCUUCGUGGGAGCAAACACCACCAACACCUGGCAGUCGACCAUCGAAGCGGCUCCCGAGUCGCAGAUGAUGCCCGCUAAAGUAUUAAAUGGUAACGUGACGAUCCAAACCAGUUUCUACGACAACGAGACACUCAUCACCAAAUCGGUUGUGCGCUUGUACUACAUCUAAUAAAUCGGCUGAAUCACCUGUCCACUCCCACGCACCUGGUGGAUCUUCUAACAAUCGAAUGUUGUGGACAUUCUCAUCCUAGAAACACUGUGGCCGCUAGGGUAGUUCGCUUUGGAAUAAUUCAGCAUUUCAAUGCAAUUGUUAGUGCGUUUAUGAACUAGUUAUAGUCGAAUGCAUUUUAAUCUAAUUUUACACAACGCCUACUGUAUGUAUUUAUUAAUAAACAACUAACGAAUUAACAUCAAAA